Metopolophium dirhodum (rose-grain aphid) is the source of this 860-nucleotide messenger RNA. Its product is annotated as cuticle protein 19-like. Gene Ontology annotation, cellular component: extracellular matrix. Bases 140 to 685 code for a protein of 181 amino acids. NCBI's taxonomy places the organism in Eukaryota, Metazoa, Arthropoda, Insecta, Hemiptera, Aphididae. The record is from RefSeq and is a predicted model, not a curated record. The transcript is spliced from 4 exons.
AUACCGUUUGUGUCGUCUUGUGGUCAGUACUCGUCAGACUUAAUGAAACAUAGUCGUGGAACGUCCGUUAUUGUACAUCUUUGAGUGUGUUUAAUAAUUAAAAAAUAAUAAUUCGAUUCGGUAAACAACAUCCAUAAAAAUGAUAAGCUCUACAUUACAAGUGCUGUCGUGUUUAUUAUUAAUGGUCAGCAUAUCAUUGUCGAGGUCAAGCUCAAGAUAUCCAGGUCGACCAGAUAUUGAUUAUUACGUGCCGGCGAGUUACGCUUACAAGUACGGCGUGCACGACCCCGCCACGGGCGACAUCAAACACCAAUCGGAAGAGCGAACUGGCGACGUGGUCCGCGGUCAGUACAGUCUCGUGGAGCCCGACGGUACAGUACGAACCGUCGACUACACCGCCGACCCGGUUAACGGUUUCAACGCGGUUGUCAGCAAGUCCGGUAAACCCAAGAAACCGCGGUACGUCGUCGUCCGGACCGCGCCCGCCACCGUCGCAGACAUCACGGACGACCCGCACUCGGCCAGAGGACCGAUAACUUUCCCGAAGAAUGUACAGGAAGAUUUUUCAAUUACUGCACCGGUAUACCAGGAAUAUUACGACUCAACAUCCAUACAUCCUUAUGACGUCGACCCACGCUACGUACAACACUCGAAUAAUUAUUACAAAGAAUAUUUAAAUUACUGAAUCAGUAACAUUAAACGUGUCUAUGAGACAUCUGAACUCCAAUGAAAAUUAUUUUGACUUGUUAGUAGAACAAUAACAAUAUAAUAUUGUACGAUGACACAGUUGUAUGUGUGUACCAAUAACACAUCGAUCGUUAAAAUAAAAUCUGUACGAAUUAAACGUUGGAAUUUCGUCA